AUGAACACAAGUACAGCAAUUUUGUUAGUGCUGACAAUAGGUUCUAUAUUUGUACCAGGGGAAUUUUCUAUUCCUACAUGGGUAGAGUAUAUUGAUGAAAUUAUCUUGCAAAAAACUGGUAUUCCAAUUCAUCAUUUUAAGCUUUUAGAAUGUCUUAUUUUUUCAUAUCCUCUUGCUGAUGUUUUGAGGAGUAUUCCUGGAAGAAUGUCUUUUGUACGUAAUAUUUUCAAUAUUGUUAUUUCUCUUGUUUUUUUGAUAAUGAUUUUUAAUCUUUGGUACGGUGUCCAAACAGUACUGAUUAGUACAACAUUUGCAUAUAUUAUUGUUCAGUAUGUUAAAGGUCGUUUUAUGCCAUAUGUUGCUUUUUUUUUUUUGAUGGGGCAUUUGAGUAUUAAUCAUCUUUACCGUCAAUAUGGAAAUAUUGAUCAAAAAUUGGAUGUUACAUGUGUACAUAUGGUACUUUGCAUGAAGUUAACUGCAUUUGUUUGGAAUUUUUAUGAUGGACAACAGGAUGAAUUAACAUUGACACCAAAACAAAAGGAAUACGCUUUAAAGAAACUUCCAUCUCUUUUAGAUUUUUUGGGUUAUGUGUUUUUUUUUCCUUCUUUUUUUGUAGGACCUUCUUUUGAUUUAGCAGAUUAUCAUCGAUGGUUGGCGAGUGGUAUUUCUGCAUCUAAAGAAAAUAACUUAAAUGAGUAUCAAAAGCGGUUAAUUUGGAAUGAUCGACGUUACUCGGUGAAAAAACUUUUUUCUGGUUUGUUUUAUCUCUAUAUGUUUCAAUGGAUGAGUUUACGUUAUUCUACAACUUUCGUUUAUGAGGAUCAAUUUUUUCAAAUGACAUGUAUUCAAAGAUUUUUAUAUUUGUAUCUCUUAGCAUUCACACAUCGUUUGAAGUAUUAUGGUAUUUGGAAGCUUGCUGAAGGUGCAUGUGUUUUGUCUGGCUUAGGAGAUUCUAUAAGAGAUUCUGAUGGAAACAUUACUCAAUGUUUUUUUGAAAAUAUUAGUCCAUAUGGUUUUGAGACUGCCCAGAGUACUAAACAAUUGCUCGAUUCUUGGAAUAAAGGUGCAAAUCGAUGGUUAAAGUAUUAUGUCUAUUUAAGAAUUGUAUCACAUAAUAAGAAACGGAAUGCUGUAGGUUCCAUUGUGACAUUUAUGACAAGUGCUUUAUGGCACGGAUUUUAUCCGGGUUAUUACUGUAAGGAAAAUAUUGCGGUUGCUUUUUGCAAUCUCAAAAAUUUACUAUCUUUUAUGACUGGCGCAUUUGCUCAAAUUUUAGGAAGAUAUCUUAGAAAAUAUCUCAGACCGCUAUUCCUAACUCAAGAUAUGCAGCCUACAUCGUAUAAAAUAGUUUAUGACAUCUUAUCAUGGCUUACGACUCAAAUGACAUGGGCAUAUAUAGUACAACCUUUCGUCCUUCUUAAUUUGCGAGAUUCUUUAUUAUUUUGGAAAAGUUAUGAUGUAUAUUUUCGUCAUUGGUUUUAUAAUACUAAUAUUUUUCUAGUUCUUUGUGCAUAUUGGCAUUUUUUGUCUAUUUCUUUUAUUCUUAAGUCCUCUUCGUGUAUUAUUGGCGCAAUUUUCAUUAAAAAAAUAGUUUCAGAUGUUUUUCUAUAUUGA
This is a messenger RNA of Pneumocystis jirovecii RU7, 1614 nucleotides long. RefSeq names its product lysophospholipid acyltransferase. Bases 1 to 1614 code for a protein of 537 amino acids. Gene Ontology annotation, cellular component: membrane; endoplasmic reticulum. The transcript has 7 exons. Gene Ontology annotation, molecular function: 1-acylglycerol-3-phosphate O-acyltransferase activity; 1-acylglycerophosphocholine O-acyltransferase activity. The record is from RefSeq and is a predicted model, not a curated record. Lineage: Eukaryota; Fungi; Ascomycota; Pneumocystomycetes; Pneumocystales; Pneumocystaceae. Gene Ontology annotation, biological process: glycerophospholipid biosynthetic process; lipid modification.